AUGGGCCAACAGUCUAACCACCAGGCUACCUGCCACCUUGAGAGAAGGUACUCUGAGGUGAAGGAGCUGGUCAGAUCCCGGGGGAAGGCUGAAGUGAGUCGGGAUGAAGGACUGUUGAAGCAACUGGACCAGGAGAUGGCUGAGCUGAGGAGGAGAGACGCCAAGCUGGAGCAGCUCUCAAACACAGAAGACAACAUCCAAUUCCCCCAGAGUUUCCAGUCUUUCUAUGUCCCUCUGUUACCCAGCAUCACUGUCAACCAACACGUCUUCUUUGAGGAUGUAAAGAAAUCAGUCUCUGAGCUGAAAAGUCAAGUUAAAAAGAUCUGCUCUGGGAGUAUUGCUAAGAUCUCUGUAAAAAAUUCCUGUCAGCUCACAUUGGAUCCCAACACAGCACAUAAAAUGCUGUGUCUGUCUGAGGGGAACAGAAAGGUGACAUGGAGUGAUAACGACCAGCUUUAUCCUGACCAUCCAGACAGAUUUACCACAUGCCCCCAGGUGUUGUGUAGAGAGGGUCUGUCUGGAGCCUGCUACUGGGAGGUGGAGUGGAGCAGAGGGGUUUAUAUAGCUGUCUCAUAUAAAGGGAUCAGCAGGAGAGGAAAUUAUGAGUGGUUUGGAGGCAGUAAUCAGGCCUGGUGUUUAGAAUGUGGUGCCUCUCGCGGCACUUUCUACCACAAUGGUAUACUGACUGCCAUGUGCGUCCCCCUUUCCACCAGAGUAGAAGUGUACCUGGACCACAGGGCAGGAACUCUGUCUUUCUACAGUGUCUCUGACACAAUGACCCUCCUCCACAGAGUCCAGACCCCAUUCACUGAACCCCUCUAUCCUGGGUUCUUUGUUGAUAGAUCUGUGAAAAUAAUGACAUCAACACAGUGA
Messenger RNA from Oncorhynchus kisutch (coho salmon), 873 nucleotides. Its product is annotated as stonustoxin subunit beta-like. Gene Ontology annotation, molecular function: protein binding. Bases 1 to 873 code for a protein of 290 amino acids. The transcript has 4 exons. NCBI's taxonomy places the organism in Eukaryota, Metazoa, Chordata, Actinopteri, Salmoniformes, Salmonidae. The record is from RefSeq and is a predicted model, not a curated record.